Messenger RNA from Strigops habroptila (Kakapo), 4078 nucleotides. RefSeq names its product MIER family member 2 (gene MIER2). Gene Ontology annotation, molecular function: histone deacetylase binding; transcription corepressor activity. The record is from RefSeq and is a predicted model, not a curated record. Bases 45 to 2234 code for a protein of 729 amino acids. Gene Ontology annotation, cellular component: nucleoplasm. Gene Ontology annotation, biological process: negative regulation of transcription by RNA polymerase II. The transcript is spliced from 13 exons. NCBI's taxonomy places the organism in Eukaryota, Metazoa, Chordata, Aves, Psittaciformes, Psittacidae.
GGGGCACGGGGCUGCUGGAAGGGGGCUCCCAAGGCUGGGGGUGAAUGGUGGGGCCCGAGCAGCGGGAGAGCGCGGCCGGCCGGGACACAGGCGUUGGGAAUGGUCUGUUUGGGUGCUGGGACAGGGGGAACCAGCGUGAGAGUGGGUCCCGGCUGCCCGUGCCAUUCCCUGUCACAUCUUGGCACGUCCUUGAGGUAUCCCCAUCCCGUUGUAAUGCUCGUGGUGGCUUCAUUUCCAUCAUGAGACCCUCGUGGUGCCCACGACAUGGGAAGAGGACGCUGGAAGAGAUGGAGACUUCGCUUCCAGGGUGUUCCAGCGUUGUGGGGAGGAAGGGGCCAUCUGAGCUGUCAUCUAUCCAAGGGGGUUUGCUCUUCUUAAGGAGCUGCUGCUGCCCCACAGAUGAGGUUGGAGCUGUGGAGUAUCUGCAGAUGCAGCAGCGUGCCUCGGUUGGGCGGCAGAGCCCCAGGGUGGUGCCGUACCCAGCGCGCAGCCUAUGUCCUGCAGAGCCUGCCCUUCAGACUGCAGCAGUUGUGUCCAUGGGCUCAGCUGAUCAUCGACUGAACUUAGCAGAGAUCCUUUCACAGAACUAUGGUGUACGGGAAGAGAAGGAGGAGGAAGAUGAUACUCAGGAAAAGCAGAAGUCUUUAGAAGAGCUGGAGAAGAGCUUCAGUGCCUCUCAGCUGGUGUUGUGCUCGGUGAUUGUUCCCUUCCUGAUGAAGCUUUGUCCUCCUCUCGCUCAGAGCAGUGAAAUGCCAUUUGAGGAGCUGCUUGCACUUUAUGGCUAUGAGGCAUCUGAUCCCAUCUCGGAGCAGGACAGUGAGAGCAAUGAUAUUACUCCAAAUCUCCCAGAUAUGACUCUGGAUAAGGAACAAAUAGCGAAGGAUUUGCUUUCAGGGGAAGAAGAGGAGGAGACACAGUCUUCAGCUGACGACCUGACUCCAUCCGUCACGUCGCACGAUGCAUCGGACCUGUUCCCAAACCAGCCUGGCUCAAACAACUUCCUUGCUGAUGAAGACAAAGAGCCCUGUUCAUCUCCAUGUGCUUCCUCCAUGGCUGAGGAUUCAGAGGAGGAUUCCAUCCCACCCAACGAGUGUAAGAAGGAGAUCAUGGUGGGACCUCAGUACCAAGCCACUGUUCCCAUCCUCCACUUGAACAGGCAUGGGGAAAAAGCCUAUGAGAACGAAGAUCAGCUGCUUUGGGACCCAAACAUCCUCCCUGAGAGAGACGUGGAGGAGUUCCUGUACCGCGCAGUCAAGCGGCAGUGGGACGAGCUGUCGAGCAGCAGCCUGCCAGAAGGAGAGAUGGUGAAGGACAACGAGCAGGCUUUGUACGAGCUGGUUAAAUGCAACUUCAACGCAGAAGAGGCACUGCGGAGGCUACGGUUCAACGUGAAGGUCAUCAGAGAUGAGCUUUGUGCCUGGAGCGAGGAAGAAUGUAGGAAUUUUGAGCAUGGCUUCAGGGUCCAUGGGAAAAACUUCCACCUUAUCCAGGCAAACAAGGUCCGUACCCGGUCAGUGGGCGAGUGCGUGGAGUAUUACUACAUGUGGAAAAAGUCGGAGCGUUACGACUACUUCACCCAGCAGACACGUUUAGGAAGGAAGAAGUACGUCCUCCACCCUGGAGCCACGGAUUACACCGACAAUGACUUGGAUGGGGGUGAAGUUGAAAACCCCACUCGUGCUCGGAGCUCCCCACCCAUUCCCUCUGGAACUGGCUGCCUGGAUUCCCACUUCAGUCAAGAGCAGAUAGCAAUAGAGAGCACAGAGCCCCUGAGCGUGGAGAGCACGGCCUGCAGCCUGGGCAGCAUGAGCGAGUCGGGGCAGGGCUAUGAGUGCAGCACUCCUUCCGAGACCAAUUGCUCCUUCGACCCCCCGGAGGAGCCAUCCUCAGGCCCCCCUUCGGCUCCCUGCCCGCGCCACCCCACGGCCAGCACCGAGCCGCGGCUCUUCCCUCUGCCCCCGGCAGCACCGGCCCGGGCAGAGAAGCAGGAGACGUUGCAGAGCUCUGGUGGGACGCUAAGCGUGGACUUCCCUCUCCCUGCAGACAUUAACGAGGCUUUGCCUUUAAUCGCUGGCCCUGUGGAUUUGGACAGAGAGCCAGAGGUGGCCCCUGCGCAAGUGUCCUUAUCGGUCACAGAGUUUGGCCUCAUCGGCAUCGGAGAUGUAAAUAGUUUCCUGAGUGCUCACCAGGCUUGUCCAGCUCCUGUGGCUCGGUCAGAGCCUUUGUCACAGUGAGAGGCUCCACUCACAGACUUGUCACAGGCCCAGCGAGGACUUUGACCUGACUGAGUGAAAUCCUGGAACUUCCAAUGUUCCGGAGGGACAGUUUGGAGCCGUUGGUCAGAAUCCGUCUUUCCAUCCUCCUUGAUCCAAGUGAAACCAAACACCUUUCUGCUCCAGUGUGUUCUGACACCAUCCCACAAAGCUGGUGGCUGGCUGCGGUGAGGGGGGAGCUCCGGCACCCCCUCUUGCCUUGACCAGGUGUCACCCCAGGUAAUGCCAGGCUCGGAGAGUCCCUGCCUUGGGACAGGGGAAGUGGCCUUGGCCCCAGCAGGACAGUCUGGGUGCAGAGAUGCUUUGAGAGCAGGGAUGUGUCACCGGUGCCAUGGGGACGGGGGCGCAGGAUGCGGUCUGGAGGUCCCGAGAGCUUAGGACAUGCCCAAGGGAGCACGUUCCAAGGGCCAGGCAUGGCCGUGCCAGAGGAGGACGAGGAGCCUUCGCCCUUCACCCACAGGUAGCGUGUUGCAGUGGAAUCAUCCUGCCCCAUUCCCAUCGCGGCUCCUGGCGCCCCAAUGCUGAGCUCAUCCCGCUGCCGUGUGUUCCUGCGGGGGGGAUGCAGCCGGAGCCGGCCUUUGGCAGCAGCAUCAGGUCCUGGCAGAGGGAUUCUCUAUGUGUGCUUAAGUCCUUCUUGCCUUCCCUUGCAGGGAAUUGUCCCGGGAGUAAAGGGAGUUUCUAGACCCCCAGAGCGGUGCCGCUUCGGUGCCCGGCGGUGAAUGACUUGAUCCUUGUGAGCGCUGCAGUGCAGGAGGGGAAAAUGCAGAUGGAAAGGUCUGGAACUUCCCAGCUCGUUCAGCCAUCUCAGCUAUGGGAGGAGGAGGGCACCAAGUGUAGGACCCCGGUGCCAGCAUGGAAUCCCGGGCACGAAAGAGCACCCCUGCCCCUUCCUGCAGCACAGGGAAAGCUGGUUUCCAAGAGGACAGUCCGUCUUUACUGCCAUUAGCAAUUAGGGGGGUGACAGGCUUCAAUCCACAUGUUCUCCUUCCCCUGUUUUCCACAUGGGAAUGCUGUCUGGCUGGUGCAGACCUUCCCUCCUCCGCCUGUUUUCCAUGUUUGGGAAGGGGUUGAGGUUUUCUGCUUGGUUUGAGCUGCCAUCAGUGGGUUUGGACACUGACUAAACCCAUUAACCUGCAUCCUGCUGGCCCCAGCCCUGGGAGGUGGCGCUCAGCCCUGCGGGGGGAUGACAGGAUCAUACCUUGUGGCUCCUCUUCCAAGCCCCAGGCUGGUUUCAUGUGCACUCUGAGGGGUGCUGAGCUCCAUCCAUCACCACAAGAUAACUGGGGUCAAGUGGAAGGCAAACCCAUGGAACCACAGUGGAACCACCCGGCUCUGAAUCCUCUUUCCUGGGCGAGGGAGAGGAAGCUCCAUGGAGGGAAGAGGAGCAGGACGGGAGCGGAGCAGCCCUCGAGGGAGGGCCAGGCCUCAGCCUCUCCUCUCUGCCAGCCACAAACCUCCUUAGUUUUCCCCAAUCCCUUCUUUCUUUAGUUGGUUCCCAGCCCUCAGGAGGCAGGAAUCCCUUAUUUAUGUUCUUCAGUGUUGUUUACAGAGUCGUGGGGUCCUUCGCCCCCAAGGCGCUGCUUUUCCCACCCAACUUCGAGGGAGAGGAGGGGAGGAAAGGGCUGGGCCAUGGCGGGGAGGAAGGGGGUUUCGGUGGGGUUUUCUUUCUCUUUUACAAAGCACAUUCACUUUGAGCCACUCCCGAGGCUGGACUCUUGCCCCCCAAACCCUACACUGUGAAGUGAAACUGCCUUGAAAGACCCCUCACCGCUAUUUAUUUAAUUAAACCCCUCAUUUGAAAGUGA